CUCUACAAUAAGUCUACACUCUUCUUCUUCAAAAACAUCUUUCCUUAUAAAUAUUUCAUAACUUUCAGAUAUUAUUUAGUCAUGGCCAUGAAGUUGAUUAACAUCUUCUUUACUCUCCUAGCAGCAGUGGCCAUUGUUGGAGCUGCAAAUUUCCACGACGAUCAUAUCGAAGACGUGGAAAUGCAGACUAGUACUGUAGCAGAAGCAACUACAUUGCCUGAAACACCAGAUGAAGCAGAAGCAACUACUUCUUUAAGAGGAGCGAGCCGUUUUCUUUAUAAUCGGCAUAAAACUAUCCCACUGCCCAGUUAUACUUGCGACAACUUUCCUAGGAUUUGUCGUGCGAAGAACAGCCUGGGGCCAGACUGCUGCAAGAAGAAAUGUGUUGACGUGAAGACUGAUCGGUACAACUGUGGGAUUUGCGGCUACAGAUGCAAGUACACUGAGAUUUGUUGCAGGGGUAAGUGCGUCAAUGCAUCGUUUGACAAGAGGCAUUGUGGUGGGUGCAAUCAGAAGUGCAAGAAGGGAGACUUCUGUGUUUAUGGGAUGUGCCAUUAUGCAUGAUUAGUUCACAGUAUACUACUGCUAUACAUUUAUCCUGUCACAUUAUGACAGCUUACAUAACAAUCUUAUGUAACCAACAAAGAGAAGGGGUUUUAUAGUAUAUGUUAAAUAUCUACUCUGAAAUUUUUAAGCAUUAAAUAGUUGAUAAAAAAUGCAAUGAACUUGAAGAGUUGUAUUAUUCUAAGACCAUUACCAAUUAUCUAUGUAUUUUUCUGCCAAAAUUCUGAUGUGUGUGUGUCCAUGUAAUGUUCACUGUCCCAUAUAUAUAGAUUGGGAAUUGUGUUUUA
This is a messenger RNA of Malus domestica (apple), 851 nucleotides long. RefSeq names its product stigma-specific STIG1-like protein 1. The record is from RefSeq and is a predicted model, not a curated record. NCBI's taxonomy places the organism in Eukaryota, Viridiplantae, Streptophyta, Magnoliopsida, Rosales, Rosaceae.